Messenger RNA from Penicillium egyptiacum, 1584 nucleotides. NCBI's taxonomy places the organism in Eukaryota, Fungi, Ascomycota, Eurotiomycetes, Eurotiales, Aspergillaceae. The record is from the annotation of a GenBank genome assembly.
AUGAAGCCAUGCCCUUGCCCCUCCUAUAUAAUACAUGGCUCUCAUUCCUCUUCCUUGGGAUCAGUGAGCCGGUCUAUGAUGGAUUCCUUGACACUGUUCGUGUCCGUGCUGGCGUUGCCGUUGGGACUGCUGGUCUUGCGCACUGUGUACCAUCUGUACUUCCACCCGCUGUCCAAGUUCCCUGGUCCAAAACUCGCUGCUGCGACUUUUCUCUACGAAUUUUAUUAUGAUGUGAUCAAAAGCGGCAUGUACAUCUGGGAGAUUGAGCGCAUGCACGAGAAAUAUGGUGAGUAUAUAGAUCCGAUAUCAACAUCAACCAUCCAAGCUAGCAAAGCCCAUACCAAAAUGCACGAGCCACUAAUACCUCAUCCAGGCCCAAUCGUGCGCAUCAAUCCACGAGAAAUUCAUAUCAGAGACUCAACCUACUACGACGAAAUCCACGCCGGCGCCUCGCGCAAACGCUCCAAGGAUCCCAAAUACGCCAUAGCCUUCGGCGCGCCCUACUCCCUCGUGGGAACAAUAACCCACGACCACCACCAUUUCCGCCGCGGCCUGCUAAACAGCUACUUCUCCAAGCGCUCGGUGGUAGACCUUGUCCCGUCCAUCCACAACAAAGUCGACAAGCUAAUCGCGCGCUUCGAGCAAGCACACCAAGCCGGCGACGUGCUGCACCUGCAGCUAGACUUCGCCGCGCUGACAGCAGAUGUCAUUACCGACUACAGCUACGGCUGGAGUUAUGGUUACCUGGACAGCGAGAAGGGGGCGGUGAGCAAUGACCUCGUUGACGCUGUUAAUGGGCUGAUGGUUAUGUUCCACAUCAACCGGUUCUUCCCGUUCCUUAUUUCCAUUUUCAGGAAUACGCCGCCUACCCUGCUACGCUGGCUGCAACCAAGCAUGGCGGAUUUGUUUGACUUGAAGGCUAGGCUUAGACAGCAGGCGGAUGAUACUCUGCAGAAGCAGGGUCUACGGAAGGUUGAUUCUGAGGCGAGGUCGACUAUAUUUGACGCGUUGACGAAUUUGGACUUGCCCGAGAAUGAAAGAACACUUGAUCGGCUGGAGGAUGAGUCUGCGCUGUUGCUUGGCGCUGGUACGGAGACUACAGCUAGGUCUAUUACUGUCGCGAUGUUCCAUCUCAUCCGCAAUAAGGAUAUCAUGGCAAAGCUGCGGGCGGAGUUGAAGACUGUGCUGGCGACACCGCUGUCCAAGGCUUCGUGGGUGGAUUUGGAGAAAUUGCCAUACUUGACUCCGGUUAGUCAGUCGAACUACUUUGUUCAUAUGGAUCCCACGCUCUUCCCUGAGCCAGAGAAAUUUGACCCGGAGCGUUGGAUCCGCUCGGCAGAGAAAGGGGAGUAUCUAAAUCGGUAUAUUGUCUCGUUUACCAAGGGGAGCAGACAAUGUCUGGGAAUGAAUCUUGCCUAUGCGGAGAUCUACUUAUCGUUGGCACAUAUCGCUCGUCGCAUCGACUUUGUGCUGUACGAGACGACUCCUGAUAAUAUCUGCGUUUAUCGUGAUAUGGGAAUCGGGUGUCCGGAGGUUGGUUUGUUUGGGGUUAGGGCUACGGUGGAGGGUCUUGUGGAGGAGUAA